CAGAGGCUCCCGUUGCUAUGGAGACGGCUGAGGCCAGUCCCUGCUGCCUGCUAUUUUGCAGGGGAAUAUACUUAACGAAGGUCCAUUUGAAAGAAGAUACACUAAAAUGAAAAUGCGAUACUUUGAUUUGAUAGGACGGAUGGUCUAGGCAUUCUUUGAUGGAAGAGCACCUGUCACUGCAAAUAAAGUUUGGAGAGAUCUCUCCAUGCACAGAACUCUUCUUAUUGAGCGCCUGGAUUGCCUUACCACAGGGACCAACUGAGUAAAAAAUCAUUAAAAAUGGACCCAGAUAGUGAAAAAGAAGUAACAGAGCCUGACAAUGAAGACGCAGAAAGCAGUGAAGAUCUUGAACUUGAAAACAGGAACAACUUUCUUACCAGUGUGCUAACAGGAGAUACUGAGAAACUACGCAAGUGUUUUGAAAUUGUAGAUGAUCCAAACCUCGAGAUAGCAAAUGGAUGGCUAAAUAUACGUGAUGACUUCGGCAGAAAUGCGCUCUUUGCAGCCUCUAUGUUGGGACAUCAUGAAGUUAUUCCUGAGUUGGUGACACGAGGAGCAAGUGUCAAUGAGAAAACCAAUAGAGGUUACACUCCCUUACAUUGUGCUGCUGCCUGGGGGAAAGUAGACAGCCUAAAAACUUUGGUGGCCUUCGGUGCCAAUGUUCGAGAAACUAACUUUAGAGGUGAAAAAGCACGAGAAAUAGCUAAUCGAUAUUCAAAGACUGACUGCAUGGAGUUUUUAGAUUGGGCAGAGGCCAAACUGAUUUUGGAGUUGUAUAUUACUAAUAUUCAGGAAACUGUUGCCGAUCUUGAAAAGUCACAGGGCAAGCUGUCAAAGCAAGAUAAGACUGCUUUUACAAAUGCUUGCCGUACAAAAUUGGAAUGGCUGAGUUCAGUACAGAAUGCGACAGCACAGGAUUUCGAAGACCAAAAGAAGAAUUUGAUGACGACUCUGGAACCAAUCAUUGCCAAACUUACAUCAUCUCCACAGCCCUCAAAAUCCUCUAAACCAUAACAGGAUCUUUACAGUUGGCUUAAUACCACAAUCAAAAUGGAAGAUUUCAGAGUUACUAGAUUUUAGAACUUUUUCAACAUGUACUACUUCAUGUUUUCAGUGUUAUUAUUACAUUUGAUUUGAUUGUUUAAUGUGGGAAAUGUAAUUUUUUUAAUUAGUUAAAUUACAGGAAAUAUUUCUGAUCAAUUAAUUGAUGUUGACAUUAACAAGGCUGAUAUCCACAAACUUACCAAUGUUUAAUAGUUGUACCCAUUUUAUUGUUUUAUGCUUCAAGUGAAAUGAUUAGAAGUACCCUCCAUGUUUCAUUCACACGUGACAUUAAGUUCCGCUCAAGUCAUAGCAACAAUGAAAAUCUGCUUGGUUAAUAUCAGAGCACAAUAAAUUACUAAAUCCAAUUAGCUUAUCAUCAUGCAUCCAUCCAGAGCAACCUAACUCUUCCCCCACUUCUGCUGCACCUAAUUGUGUCAGAGACAGUUCCAUGAUUUUUACCUAAAUCUUAUGCUCAAAGUCUAUUCCAAGCAUUGAUUAAAUUCUCUAAACAACCUCCUACAUGUCUCCUUCAUUACUCAGCAAUCUGAACUUGUCACAAUAUCCAAGGUGUGAUCUGACCAAAGUAAUGUACAAUUUGAAUACAGUAAUAUUCAAGAACAUGUUUCCUACAUAUCUUCCUGUAUACAAUAUUUUCAUACUUUCAUGCAUUAGAUUAGAAACUUAAGGUCACUCCAGAGCAUCUUUUAUUAUGCUACAAUUUUUUUCACCUUCUCCCAGUUUGUCAGUAGUGGCUCUCAUAUGACACUGGUUGCCAUUAAAGUGCACAUCAUCAACAGAUGGAGAUGUUAAUAGCAAUGAAUUAACAACUGCUUCCCAUUAACAGUGGAUUGUACAGUGUUUACUACUGGUGUACCUUGAAACUGCUGCAAAAAAUAAAUAUUGAAACGUGGUACAAAAAGCAUUCUGAUGCCCUUUUUUUCUGAUGUCAUAAGAUGGGUAAUCAAAAUAUAACAUUUGAAGAAUGUCCUGAUAAAUACAGAUAUAACAUCCUUAUGGUAGAAAUAUACCACUAAACAGUCGACUGAUUUUUCUAAGACUAUUGAAACUUUCCAGCAGAAAACCUACUGUGAGAUUUUACAACUGAUUACAAAAAAGUAUUUCCACACAUGAAUCAAUCAUUAUGUCACAGCUUUCUGUGAAUUAUCAUUUUUUGCACUGAAUUUUGUGGUCACUAGCAAAUGAAUGCUUCUCAGCUUUCAAAGCACUUGUUCCUAGCCAUAGACUUUUGAUAGAUUGUUGCACUGGAAGUUCCAGUCAGCCUGCCAUCCUUAAGGUGCUCUGCCCUCUACAGGA
This is a messenger RNA of Rhincodon typus (whale shark), 2358 nucleotides long. It is a transcript of the gene ankrd45, whose product is annotated as ankyrin repeat domain 45. Lineage: Eukaryota; Metazoa; Chordata; Chondrichthyes; Orectolobiformes; Rhincodontidae. The record is from RefSeq and is a predicted model, not a curated record. The transcript has 6 exons. Gene Ontology annotation, cellular component: cytoplasm. Gene Ontology annotation, molecular function: enzyme inhibitor activity; phosphatase regulator activity; protein binding. Bases 280 to 1014 code for a protein of 244 amino acids.